Messenger RNA from Eremothecium sinecaudum, 507 nucleotides. It is a transcript of the gene TVP18, whose product is annotated as Tvp18p. Gene Ontology annotation, biological process: vesicle-mediated transport. Gene Ontology annotation, cellular component: Golgi membrane. The record is from RefSeq and is a predicted model, not a curated record. Lineage: Eukaryota; Fungi; Ascomycota; Saccharomycetes; Saccharomycetales; Saccharomycetaceae. The transcript has a single exon. Bases 1 to 507 code for a protein of 168 amino acids.
AUGGCAGUAUCAUUAAAGCGUUUGGUAGACGUUCCAAAGAUAAUUACUGAUUUAAAAUCGUUCAACUUCUCAAUAUAUGGUCGUUGGUUUGGUUAUAUUAACAUUAUUCUCUGUCUUGCGCUAGGUAUUGCGAACUUAUUUCACUUCAGCCUUGUUAUUUUAUUUGCAGUUAUAGCCAUCUUGCAGGGAUUCGUGCUCCUAUUCACUGAGCUUCCAUUCCUAUUGAAGAUUUGCCCUUUAUCUGAAAAUUUUGUGGGUUUAAUUAAAAGGUGGGAAUCUAAUGGUUCGCGUUCACUAUUUUACAUUGUUAUGGCCGUAAUUCAAUGGGUUUCGCUAGCAGUUCGGGUUACCAGUUUAAUUGUAGUAGCCAUUGGUUUGACUAUUAGUGCCAUUUUUUACGGCACUGGGUACCUGAAGAAACAGGAGUUCAAGGAAACGAACUACCUACGUGAUCCUUCGCGCGACCCGAACUUCCCGCGUGAGGCUGCAGUUAGGGACAUGGUAUAG